AUGAGAAGCAGCGGUCUGGUGUUGUUCGCGUGUGCUGGCCUGCUGCUUAGUGGUGGUGCGAUCCUAGGCGGGUCAGUAGCAUGGAGUCUGCUGCGUAUGUCAUACUACUUCUGGACGACUGACCUGGGUGUGGAGCUGAGCUCCAGCAUCAUGUUCCUGGCGGGCGCGCUGCUGUGUCUGCCCACCUGCUGGCUCUCAACUGUAGUGCCCUACCACGUCAAGUCCUUGUCUUUGACUGCCACGUUGAUGGCGUUGGUGAGCGUGGCCAUGAUUAUGCUGUCCAUGGGGUUGUCGUCGAUCUCAGGGCUGUCGCGUGCGUUGCGGGAGCCGGCCAUGAUCAACAACAGCAUGCUGCGAGCUAUGUCCAUCGACGCCUUCGACCCCGCCGUCAGGAGCUCCUUUGCCGCCAUGCAGAUUGAGCUGAGAUGUUGCGGCGUGCAGUCGUUCUCCGACUGGUACCAGCACCGCCGCACGCUGCCACCUGCCUGCUGCGGACGAGUGUGGAACGGAAAGCGCGGCGAUACGUGCGAUGGGCCGCUGUACAGUAUUGGCUGCCUGCGGCCCGCGCUCGCCGAGCUCCGAUACUUCACGUACUCACUGUCUGCUCUAUCCUCCGCUAUCGUCGUUGUCAUGGCGGUAACCCUAUUCGCGGCCGCGUACACCAUGGUGACGGGCGUGGUGGAGCGCGGCGAGGUGUCGCGGUCGUACAAGCCCCCGCCGGCGCUGCGCAUCGCGUGCCUGGCGCACCCGCCGCACGGCCCGCUGCACGCGCCGCUCGGCCCGGCGCCGCUCGUGGCGCUCACCUCGCCCGCCGCCAUGCCGCACGACAACCCCAUCUAA
Spodoptera littoralis (African cotton leafworm) is the source of this 840-nucleotide messenger RNA. Lineage: Eukaryota; Metazoa; Arthropoda; Insecta; Lepidoptera; Noctuidae. The record is from the annotation of a GenBank genome assembly.